Molecule: messenger RNA, 1335 nt
Organism: Blepharisma stoltei
Lineage: Eukaryota; Ciliophora; Heterotrichea; Heterotrichida; Blepharismidae
Source: the annotation of a GenBank genome assembly
AUGGCCUUGAAUAUUCAAAGUAGCUCUUUAGUCUGUCCCAGAUGUAGGAUGGAGUUCCCAAGAAAUACUGAAAUUCGGCUAUUUGCCGAACAUUUGAUUUCCUGUUUGAGGCACUCCCGAGGAGAAAGCCAGCAAUAUAAAGUUCUCAAUAUCCAGAUCUCAAAAGAUCUGCCAUAUGAGACCAAGGCAAAAUGGCUCCAAAAUGAAUUUAAUAAAAUUCGAAUCCCAUGGCAGACAGAAAGUGUGAAAUUCACUAUAAAUAGGGAGGAUUUUAUACAGUCCUCAAUGGCUCAAGUAUUGUUUUCCCCAGCUGAAGAUUUGCAUAAGGAAUUUCAAAUUAGUUUUGAAGGAGAAAAUGGAAUGGAUGCAGGCGGGAUUUUUAGGGAAUGAAUAACACUAUUGAUGAAGGAUUUAUUUGCUGAAGACUUAGGGCUGUUUGUUAAAGCCCCAAGCUCAAUUACUAGCUAUACUUUUCCAAACCAUUUUUCAGAUGCCAAUAUAUCAAGCUACAUAUUUGCUGGAAAACUUAUGGGGAAAGCCCUAUUUGAGAAUAUUCCCAUAAAUUGCCCCUUGUCACAGGUUAUCUAUAAGCACAUCAUAGGUGAUAAAAUUGAGCUGAAAGAUUUGAAUUUCCUAGAUUCUGAGGUAUCCUCUAUUUAGCUUUAUAAUUCAUUACUAUAUAUGCAAAAUAACAACCUCGAGGAUGAAAUUUAUUCGAAUUUUGAGGUAGAAAAAAAUAUGAAUGGGAAAAUGGUCAAAAUUUUGUUAAAAAAACGUGGUGAUAAAAUAAUGAUAAAUGAAGAAAAUAAAGAAGAAUAUAUAAAAAAAAGGUUAAAAUUCGAGACAUAUGGGAUAAUGAAAGAACAUUUAAAUUUAUUGCUGCAAGGAUUUUACUCUGUAGUACCGAAACCGCUGGUUUGCCAUUUUACUUCUGAAGAGCUUGAGCUUGCCAUGUGUGGACUUCCAUUUAUUGAUAUAGAUGACUGGCAGGCAUAUACAGAAUAUAGAGGAGAGUAUACUAGAAACCACCAAGUCAUUCAAUGAUUUUGGGAGGUCCUGGAAAAUCUUAGCCAUGAACAGCUUAUGAAUCUUUUACUGUUUGUAACAGGAUCUCCACGACUCCCAGUUGAAGGUUUUGGCUCAUUGAGGACAAUGAGAGGAGAUAUGGCAAGGUUUACAAUUGAGCCAACUCCUUAUAACCAGUCCAAUAUUUAUCCAAGAUCCCAUACUUGCUUCAAUAGGCUAGACCUUCCGUUAUAUCCUUCUAAAAAAGCACUUAAAAAGUCUUUGAAGUUUGUUAUCAAUAACCAUGCCUUUGGUUUUGGAAUUGAGUAG